Cyanistes caeruleus (blue tit) is the source of this 2997-nucleotide messenger RNA. Lineage: Eukaryota; Metazoa; Chordata; Aves; Passeriformes; Paridae. The record is from RefSeq and is a predicted model, not a curated record.
AAGAGUAGUUUAUUUUAUAGUAAAACCUGAACUAAAAAUGCUCGAACCACAGGUAAAUCAUGCAAGCACUAUUUUUUUUUCUCCUUCAUUUUUUAAUUCUCUAAGAGAAAGGUUGGGCUGGGCUCCCAGGCAGCUGUGCUCAUCCUCAGCGCAGUCGAGGUUUAAAUCUGUCUUUGGGGCCAGCCAUGCCUGCCUGAUCCUGAGGUUUUUAUCCCGUUCCCGGCAUGAAUCCGGCCUCACGGUACCCGACCGUGCUCAGAACCCCUCGGUAUCCCCUUCCACCUCCGUUUUCCCCAGGCUGUUCCUAACAGGUCUGUUGUAGACAUCCCUCUCUCUUAACGAGUUUGAUUCAGCCUCUAAUCAUCUCAUAGUAAGCAUUGCAAAUUCCUCAAACACCUCGUCAACACUUUGUUCUCUUCCAUGACGCUUUUCCUGAUAAUCCGUGAGAAUCUUUAGAACUUUUUUCUUUUCCUUUAUCCUUUACAGAGUUUCUUGUUGAACCUCUGGAGUCUACGUUUCAAUUCUUCUUUUAAUGGCCCAUCAAUUAGUGUGAUGAGAGCCUUAUCUUUGCUAUUGUUAUCUCCUCGUUAGCGUUUCUGAAUCGAGGACUUUAACUUAGGAGCUCCCUGUUUGUUUUUUUUGCCUUUUGUAUUAACAGGCUGUUGGCCAUACACCCUUAGGUAGAUACAGGACUUCAAGUUUAAUAACUUUUUCACACAGAAAACUGCAUAAAUAGGGCGAGGUGUGACACCCGCUAGGAAAAAAACAUCAUUAAGGUGAUGUGCCCUAGAACAGCAUCCUCAUCCUGCUGUGAUGGCGAGCUAUGGUGAAACAAUUACUUAGGGACAAUUCCUUGUCAGCUCUCUGGCACCAGUUCUCAUCACCAAUAGCUUCUCUGACUCGCCACGCUUGCUAAUUGCUGUGAUGAUUAAAAAGUGGAGGAGAGAAGGAAAAAUCUCUUCUGUGGCAGUGGAACUUGCCGUGCCUACACAACGCAACCCAAAAGCUGUGUCUGAAGAGUUGGGAUGUGAUACGCGGAGCAGCGGGGAUCCCGCUUCCGAGAGAGGAGAGCAUUUACAGCUCACAUUUUUAUUUCGCUUUGGCACAAAGAGCGCGGAUUCAAGCAGCAAACCCCGAACCUGCAGCGCUGCCCCGGCUGAGAGGAAAUAUUCCCCCUUCCGACGCUGGGUGGGGAUGUUGGCCGCGGACCGGCGUUCCUCGGUCCGCCCGGGUUUGCAGACUCAGGGAGACAAAAAACCGUGUGAGCUGAGCUGCACGCAAAGGAGUCGGUGCGCUCGGGGGCUUCCAGAUUCCUUCACCCGCGGCUUGCUGGCCCACACCGCUCUUCUUCGGACGCUACUAAAAAUGCUGGGAGCCGCCAAGGACGGUGGAUGGAUUUUUUGGAGAGAGAUGGCGUGUGGGAGCCGGAGCGGAGACAGAAAGAGGCAAGUGAUCUUGUUUAUUCUGUGUGUUUGCGUGUGUCAGAGCGGGGCUGAAACCCUCCGCUACUCCCUGCCGGAGGAAAUGGAGAGGGACUCCUUUGUCGCCAAUAUUGCAAAGGACCUGGGGGUUCCUCUGAGCCAGCUUGCUGCUCGCAAGGCCCGCGUUGUGUCCGAGGGGAACGAGCAGCUUUUCCGACUCAAUCAAAACACCGGAGUCUUGACGGCAAAGGAAUCGCUGGACCGAGAGGAGAUCUGUCCGCAGAGCGAUACCUGCACGCUCGUCUUUAAGAUAUUCUUUGAAAAUCCAUUGCAGCUUAUCCGAGGGGAGGUGGAAAUUCGUGACGUAAAUGACAACUCUCCCGUGUUCCCGGAGAAGGAGAUGGUUUUAAAAAUUCUAGAAACAGCAUCUCCUGGGUCCCGUUUCCCCCUGGAAAGCGCCCAGGACAAGGACGUGGGCAUUAAUGGUUUGCAAAACUACAGCCUCGGGCCCAAUCCUCAUUUCUCCCUCGUUACUGGAACAGCGAAAGAUGGAGUAAAAUACCUGGAACUUGUCCUACAGCGCCAGCUCGAUCGUGAAGAGCAGGGAGAGCUGAAUUUACUUCUCACCGCCACCGACGGGGGAUCACCACCCAGGUCGGGCACGGCUCAGAUCCGGAUCGUAGUGCUGGAUGCCAAUGACAACAUCCCGGUCUUCGAAAGGGAGACCUACGAGGUGCGGCUGGUUGAGAACAGCCCCGUGGAGCAGCUGGUGGUCAGAGUCGCCGCCACGGAUCCCGAUGAAGGGUCCAACGGGAAAGUGCGCUAUGCCUUCACCCAGACAUCGGAGCGAGCCCGGCAGCUCUUCCAGCUGAACCCGAGCACCGGUGAAAUACGAGUCGCGGGAAAGCUGGAUUUUGAAGAAGCAAAAUCCCACAAGAUGGUCGUGAAAGCCACCGAUGGCGGAGAGCUGUCUGCGCAUUGCAAAGUGCAGGUGGAGGUCCUGGACGUGAAUGACAAUGCUCCGGAGAUAGCGCUCACCUCCCUCACCGCCUCCAUUCCCGAGGACGCCCCGCCACGCACCGUGGUGGCUCUGUUCAGCGUGCGGGACCGGGACUCCGGCGACAACGGCAGGACGGAGUGUUCCAUCGACGGGGACUUGCCGUUCAGUCUCACCCCCACUUUUGAUAAUUACUACGAACUGAGAACAAACGCGGCUCUGGACAGGGAGAGGACGGCGGAAUAUAACAUCACCAUCACAGCCACGGACUGGGGCAGAAAGAGGCUGAGCUCUCAGGAAAGCAUCUUCGUGCAGAUAUCGGAUGUGAACGACAACCCCCCAGAGUUUACCCAGGAGGUUUACACCAUGUCUGUCACGGAGAACAACAGCCCCAUGCUCCGGAUCGGCAGCGUGAAGGCCACGGACGCCGAUGCAGGAAAAAACGCCCGUGUGAACUACGCACUGGUGCGGCAGGAGGGCAAAGAGCAGCCCGAAGUGUCCGUCAACACUGAAACCGGGGAUGUUUAUAUCCUCCGCCCGCUGGACUAUGAGAAGGUCCCCUCCUUCGAGGUGACAGUG